Molecule: messenger RNA, 936 nt
Organism: Lodderomyces parapsilosis
Lineage: Eukaryota; Fungi; Ascomycota; Pichiomycetes; Serinales; Debaryomycetaceae
Exons: 1
Coding region: 1-936 (311 amino acids)
Source: RefSeq, a predicted model, not a curated record
AUGCACGAAGGAGAUUAUCAAAGUAAGCUAGAGUACACACGUUACAAGAGAGACCGUUCAUUGGGAUUGCUUUGGAGAAUCUGCGGAACAUUUUUCGAUGCAUGUUUGGCAUUGGUGGUGUUACUACUUUUUACUUCAUGUACUCCGCUACAUCCAAAUGGACCAAACAUGAUUGAGAUCAAGAUUAAAGCUGAUUCUGAAUUUGCCAAAAACACUUUAGAGUUGAUUCAACAAUCACUCAAGUUUGCCACUUACUUGUCCAAUGAUUUAAGCUCCGUUGUCAAUCUAUCCACCACCACCACCAGUGAUUCCAUCUUACAACAAUUGGACACAUUGUAUAACGGAAACGCAUACCAAUUGAAUCCAUUUGGAUAUUGUCGACAGGACCAAAUGGGGAAAAAAGUGGGAUGUUACUACAGUGAUGGGCUAAAUUUGAUUGUGUGUUUACUACAGGAUGUUGGGUUCCAACUACGUAGCAUAACUUCCAGUGAUGAUGAAAUUGAAAACCAAUUCGUAAAAUUGUAUUACAAUGCCAUCAAUCAAGCAUGUUCAUACAGAGCAACAACAACAUUUCCCUGUGUACUUCAACUUUACAAUGCGUAUGGAAAACUAGUCAAGUGGCUUGCUAUUGCUGGGAUAUGUUUACCUACAUUAUUAUUUGUCAUUAGUGUGCUUGACUUGAUCUUGUAUGCAUUUUUGGGGAUACUGUCAAGUUUCCUUCGUCGUGUACGCUUAGGAACAUUGACAACUUGUGGUAUUUGUUUAAACUUGGUAUAUGUUUUCACCUAUGUCACAUGGACUCAUAUUGGAUUGUUGGUGAAACAGUACGAAAUGGGUACAGUUGUGAUUCAAAAGGAAAAUUGGAUUACGGUGAAUAUCCUUAUUGUUGCAUGUGGUAUAGCUCUCGUGUGUCAAUGUUGCUACAAAAGAAGAUAG